AUGCGGCUUCAGACUCGCGUAGCAGUGCCAUAUCGCCAGUCGUUAAACAACUUCUCACAGGAAGGGGAAAUGGCCGAAGGGAACACGCUAUCCGAGAAGGCACUGGGACGGCGGCGCGCCGUACCCGUUCUGUACGUGCAGGGCUCGCACUACGACAUCGGCUUCGACACGGGUCGUACAUUCAGCAGCAUCAUAAAAAACUUCGUGAAAGAGUACAGCAAUCUGCGCGACUUCGAGCGGGAGUAUAAGACAAAGCGUGGAUGGACCGCCUACGAACAGACACUGGCCAACAUGAAGCGGCGCUUCCCGUACUACGUCAAGGAGAUCCAGGGUAUUGCUGAUGGCUCUGGCGUAUCUUUCCACCAGGUUCGCACUCCCACACAAAGUACUUAUUUAUACAAAGAGACUAAUUUUCAUGUUAUACGAUGGCCUCUAUUUAAAACCUACUUACAAUAUAAUAUAUACUUUAGCAACAUUAAGAUUAUAUGUUUAGUUUAAAUACACAAAAUCACCACCCUGUACACUCUACUACUUCAUUUUCUAGAAUAGUGAACAGAUUAUGCCUAGUUAACUAUCGAGACAACAAAGCCAAGGUUCUUCUCAUAUUAUUUUCUUUCAAUAAAAAACGUAAAACUACACCAGGGGGCCUACCACAACCUCUUAAAACUAUAUUACUUUAACCUCACAUUGACUUUUCG
Molecule: messenger RNA, 698 nt
Organism: Hyposmocoma kahamanoa
Lineage: Eukaryota; Metazoa; Arthropoda; Insecta; Lepidoptera; Cosmopterigidae
Gene: tan
Exons: 3
Coding region: 1-498 (165 amino acids)
Source: RefSeq, a predicted model, not a curated record